ACAGACGCAGUUCUUGAGCUGAAGAAGUUCCAAGACGUGGCCAACGUCAGCACCUUCCUCCUAGACCGCUCAACGAGCACGCUGUUGCUGGGGGCCAGGGACGCCAUUCUGGCUGUGGACACCGAGCGCCUGGACCAAGAACCAAAAGUGAUCAUUUGGGAUGUGCCGGAGGCGAAGAGACGGGCUUGUGUGGCGAAGAGAAAGACGAAGGUGGACUGUAACAACUACGUGCGUUUGCUGGAGUUUCUGGGUGACGGACGCGUCUACGUGUGUGGCACCUACGCCUUCGACCCCCAGUGCGCCUUCCUGGAGCUCUCCUCCUUCACUCUGGAGACAACCGAGGGUGAAGGAGUGAAGAUGGAGACGGGGAAGGGCAAGUGUCCGUUUGAGCCCAGUCAGCAUUACACAGCGGUUAUGGCAGCUGGAACCCUUUACACAGCAGCCGCAAGUAACUUCCUGGGAACGCUGUUCGACAUCUCCCGGGGGACGGGCGCUGAGCAGGAGCGCAUCCGAACUGAGCGAUCCAUUAACUGGCUGAGUGACCCGGAGUUUGUGAGCUCAGCCUUCAUACAGCAGUCUGCUUCCAGCAACCCGACAGGAGACGAUGACAAAAUCUACUUCUUCUUCACCGAGGUGGCCAAGGAGUAUGACCUCUACACCAAAGUCAAAGUGCCCAGGGUGGCACGGGUCUGCAAGUCCGACGUGGGAGGGAUGAAGACUCUGCAGCGACGUUGGACCACCUUCCUCAAGGCCCAGCUGGUGUGUGAGGACAAACCGAGCGGUCAGCGCUACAACAUCCUCACCGAUGUUUUCACCACGGAACACACACCGGGGGAUCCCAGCAGCACACACUUCUACGGGCUGUUCACCUCCCAGUGGGAGCGUGACGAGUUGUCAGCAGUGUGUGUUUUCAGUCUGUCUGACAUCAGCAAAGUGAUGGACGGCCCCUUUAAAGAGCUGAAGAAGACCUCUGACUGGACUCACCCUGAACCUGUCCCCACGCCGAGGCCCGGCCAGUGUUUGAACAAAGCUUUGAAGGACGAGGGGUUCGAUUCGUCCCUCAAACUUCCCGACAAGGUGUUGACGUUUGUGAGGGACCACCCGCUAAUGGAUAACAGUGUGACUGCGGCGCCGCUGCUGGUGCGGAAGGGAAUCCGGUACACCAAGCUGGCUGUCACUCAGACGGGCAGCGGGGACGAGCGGAGGGGAGCAGUGCUGCACCUCGGAACGGAUCGCGGGGAGCUCCACCAAGUGGCGGUCGUUGGCGAGAACGCCACAUUUCUGCAGGAGCUCUCUCUGUUCACCUCACAGGAGCCUGUCAACAAUAUAUUGCUGCACCGGGGCCGGGCUCUGGUGGGCAGCCCUCUGUCUCUGGCUCGUGUCCAGGCUGAAGGCUGCGCUCUCUAUUCCAGCUGUGCGGUGUGCGCCAGAGCCAGAGGACUUGGUUGUGUGUGGAGCACUGGGGAAGACGCCUGCAGGCGCACAACAGCAGAGCCUGGUCCAGGAGAUAUUGUAGACAACGCCUUGAGGAAGUGUGAUGUAGCAGAAGGGCGUUGCAACCCGUCCAUGAGGGAGCUGCGCGUUUCCGUGGGUCUGCCCCUGCUGCUGCCGUGCGUCCAGCUGUCUCCCCGGUCCUGCAGCUGGGAGCACCCCCCCCACCGACACACCAGGCAGCACCACUCUGACCUGCAGGUGACCGUCACGGAGGACAGCCUUGGAGAAUACAUCUGCACAUGCCAGGAGGCGGGACCAGGCAGCAGAGACCCCACCCCCUGCCGCAGAGCAGCCUAUCAGUUGACACUGGAAGGCCCGAUUGCUGGAGGAACCGUGGCGGAAGCAGGAGGUCGUCACAUCGUGGCCAGCUACAUCUUUAUGUUCUUAAUGGGUUUAGUGCUUGGUGCAUUUCUCCUCCACUUUGUGAUGCGACGCUGCAGCGUUGCCCGCCAGGGUCACCACCUGCCAGAUAAUUCGCUGUCGUCAGAUAAAGGGCGGGACUUGCUGGGCUCCUCGGCCACGGCGCAGUCUCCUAGCAGUGCCAGCCUGCUGUCCGAUGGAUUCAGAUUGACGGAAAAACGCAACGGAACGGCGACCACAAACACGACAACAACGCUUUUCAGCAACCAGGGCAAUGGCAGUCCCCAUGGCAACAGCUUCGGUGGCGCCCUGAUCCACAGCAACCCCGGCAAUGGCCAUGGGAAUUCUCUGUAUGCCAACUGCAACACAAAUAGCGGCGAUUUGCAGUUUGUGGCGAACUUGCUGGAUGGAAGGACGGGGGAGAGGCCCGAGGUGAUCGAGAGGAAGUUUGGGGAGCGGGAUGAGGUAGAUGAGGGUUUAGGGGAUGUAAUAAAAGGACCGGAGGAGGAGUUGGCACGCUUUCCCAAUUUUAAAUUACCAGCACCGCUGGCUCUGUGUGAAGAAAGUUCGAUAUGAAAAGAUUCAAUUGAUUGCACCAUUUUGCAUCCUCCAAAUACGGAAAAAAUCCCGGAGGAAUACAAAAUGUCUACUGUCAAAUACCUUUGACUGUGAGCUGAGGCAUGAAGAGAAACUACAGAGAUAUAUGAGAAGUAUAUGAGCAUUUUGAGAGAGCAACAGUGUUGUGAGACAUUCCGGAUGAGUGCCACGGCUAAAUAAAUGUUUCCGAUGUAACAUACAAUGUAAAUAUGAGCUGUCUGAUGUCUGAACUUGACACGGAUCUGAAUGUCACUCAAUUUAAAUAUUGAAAAAAAAUUGCUGAUGAAAUGUCUACAUGUGAAGAAAAGCCAUAUUGUUGUUCGCUUCAGUUUGUCUCUGCAUUCAUGUUCCUCUCUGUGUGAAAUGCCACUCAAAGCUCACGCCCCAUCAGGUCCAAAGGCACAGAGGUACUGCUCAGACAUAGACGGUCGGACUGUAAGGACCCCGGGGCUUCGAACUGGGAGGCGUCCCUCUCAGAGACAAAAGACCCAUACAGGGAGCCCCUCGGUUGGGCUACAGUGACCGUGGACGGGAUGUCCCCGUCUACACUGCCGCAGAGGUCCAGAGGGUGACGAGGCUCCAGAGCAACUAUCAGAUCUGUGUCGUUGUGAGAAGAUGCACAGCAGAUGCAAGAGACAGCUGCCCAAAUAUGUCACUGUUCACCCUCACAGUUACCGAGAAAGGAGGCUGUUAUUUUCAGAAUAUGUAAAAUGAAUUUCAAUGGAAUGGACCUUGCCAGACACAAAGUGAGCAUCCCCUCGUUUUUGUGAGUUUCAAACUUAAAUAAUGUAUUGUUUUUGUCAUGUUGUUUUUGUAAUAAAUCAUAAAACAGUUGCAGUUA
Molecule: messenger RNA, 3292 nt
Organism: Gasterosteus aculeatus aculeatus (three-spined stickleback)
Lineage: Eukaryota; Metazoa; Chordata; Actinopteri; Perciformes; Gasterosteidae
Source: RefSeq, a predicted model, not a curated record